Messenger RNA from Sphenostylis stenocarpa, 1026 nucleotides. The record is from the annotation of a GenBank genome assembly. Lineage: Eukaryota; Viridiplantae; Streptophyta; Magnoliopsida; Fabales; Fabaceae.
AUGCACGACUUGUUCUCCACCACUUCCUCCUGCCGAAGCCACCGGUUUCCUCCGUCUCCAGACCACAGCAUCAUCGAAAUGGCCGCCGCCGCCGCCGGCGAUCACGAUGGAGCAGCAAGCCUUGCGACGUACUUCGGCAACGUGGAAGAGAUAACGGAAAAGCUGAACGAGGUGGAGCGGUUGAAGCUCAGUCUGAAGAGAUCUCACGAACAAGGCAAGACGCUUCACAAUGGCAAAGCCGUGAAGGACCUUCGCUUAGCCAUGGAAGCUGACGUGGCACUCGCUCUCGGGACCACGAAGCUCAUCAGGUUCCAGUUAGAGGCGCUCGAAAGCGCCAAUGCCGAUCACCGGAAACUCCCCGGCCGUGGACCGGGUUCGUCCUCCGACCGGUCCCGAACCUCUGCGGUGAUCGCUCUGAGGAAGAAGCUGAAGAUCUCCUUGGACGGCUUCAAUGAACUGCGUGAACAGAUAAACGGGGAACACCGUGAGACCGUUCAACGCCAAUAUUUCACCGUCACCGGCAAGAAUCCCGACGAUAAAACCCUCGACCUCUUGAUCUCUUCCGGUGAGAGUGAGAAUUUACUACAGAAAGCCAUUGAAGAGCAGGGUAAGGGAAGUAUUGAGGAGACUAUUAACGAAAUAGAAGAGAGGCAUGAUGGGAUUAAAGAGUUGGAGAACAACCUGAAAGAGUUGCAUCAGGUGUUCCUUGACAUGACAGCGCUGAUUCAAUCUCAAGGUGAGCAAUUGGAUGAUAUAGAGAACCACAUGGCGAGAGCAAACUCCUUCAUCAGGAACGGGACUCAGAAUCUGGAAACUGCAAGGAAGGGGCAGAAAAACUACCGGAAAUGGGGCUAUUGUGCUAUUAUCCUGCUUAUAGUGAUUGUCUUGUUUGUAGUGCUCUUUUUUGGUGCCCAAAGUUUAGAUGAUAUAAUUCUACAUCUGCUGCAAUCUGGGACACCAAAAGUUGUUUCUUCUGUAGGUAGAUUUUGGAAUUUCCUUUUACCAGUCAUAAUCUUUUGCUUUUAG